CCAGAAGGGAGACGUGGACAUGCUGAAGGAGCUCCAGCUCUCCCUGUUGGUCGUCCUGCUGCUCUCCUGCGGCUUCCUCUACCAGCUCACCCUGAAGCCCAGCUGCCUCUUCUCCUGCCGGCCCCCCCAUAAGUCCCAGCAGGGGCCGGAAGCCCUUCUGGGCAAGGGACGCAGCAUUGUGUUCCUAGAGACCUCUGAGAGGACGGAGCCGUCCCCGCUGGUCUCCUGCGCUGUGGAGUCCGCUGCCAAGGUUUAUCCCGGGCAGCCGGUGGUGUUCUUCAUGAAGGGCCUCAGCAGCUCCACGCAGCUGCCCCCGAACGCCACGUACCCAGCCUUUUCCCUCCUCUCAGCAAUAGACAACGUUUUCCUCGUCCCUUUGGAUAUGAAAAGCCUGUUUGAAGACACUCCAUUGUCUUCAUGGUACACUCAAAUCAACGCCAGUGCAGAGAGAAACUGGCUCCACGUCAGCUCAGAUGCGUCCCGCCUGGCCAUCAUCUGGAAGUACGGGGGCGUCUACAUGGACACGGAUAUCAUCUCCAUCAGGCCCAUCCCUGCCGAGAACUUUCUGGCCGCGCAGGCUUCCCGGUACUCCAGUAACGGGGUGUUCGGGUUCCUCCCCCGCCACGCCUUCCUGUGGCAGUGCAUGGAGAACUUCGUCGAGCACUACAACUCAUACAUCUGGGGCAACCAGGGGCCCGACCUGAUGACGAGGAUGCUGAGAGUGUGGUGCAAGCUGGAGGACUUCCAGGAGUUGAGCGACCUGCGGUGUUUGAACGUGUCCUUUCUGCACCCCCAAAGGUUUUACCCCAUCUCCUACCCUGAGUGGAGGCGCUACUAUGAGGUGUGGAGCCCAGAGCCGAGCUUCAAUAACUCCUAUGCCCUGCACCUGUGGAACUACAUGAACCAGGAAGGGAAGGCUGUGGUGAGAGGCAGCAACACGCUGGUGGAAAACCUCUACCGCAAGCACUGUCCCAGGACUUACAGGGACCUGAUUCGAGGCCCGGAGGGGUUGGUGGCUGGGCAGUUGGGCACAGGAAACAAGUAGAGCCAAGUUUGUUGCUGCUACAUCGUGGAACUAGAUCCACGCCUCUCCAGGGGCCUUACUUCCCCGGGGGCCUCGCUGCCCCCUGACCUCCACUUUCCCCAGGGGCUCAGUAAUCUAGUCCUCUACCCACCCGCGGUAUCCUCUGGACCUGGGACACAGCCUGGCACACGGUGGGCACUCAGGAACUCUUGGCUGAAUUGAAUGUUGGACUCUGCCCAGCUAAGGGAAGGAGGUGAGGGUUACAUGCAUGGCAGGUCUUGGACAGCUGAGGAUGCAGUCCUUAGCGUUAGCCUUACCGGCAAAGUAGACCAGGGUGCAUGUCAAGUCCACUUUCUCACAACAGCCCUGCAAAAGAGGGUGACCCAUUUGCACGGGGAAAAUCGAGGCUGGUGGAAGUGGCAGUCACAAACAGCUACCCUCAGAGCUUUUUUCUACACACGCCAGGGACACAUGGGGACAGAGCUGCGAAGCAAAUGCUCUCUGCCCAGAUCUCACACUGGGCUGCACUCAGAGGACACGCACCGACUGCCAGGCCCCAGGCUGAGCCAGAGACGCUUUAGCUAAGUUGUGUCUCAUGAUGACCCUGCUCGGUAGAGUUUAUCCCCACUCCCACCCCGGCAGCUUGGGAAUGUGGAAUGUAAAUGAAUCUUUGACCCCAAAUCCUAGGCUCUCCCCUCCCCUGCAGGGGGUAGUAGGAACCCCUGGAGAGAUAAGCAUGCCUAGGUCCUGGUCCUUGCCCCAGUGAAAUUUUUAGCAUUUUAAAACUUGUGAUAAAAUAUACAUACCAUAGCAUUUGCCAU
Molecule: messenger RNA, 1845 nt
Organism: Myotis davidii
Lineage: Eukaryota; Metazoa; Chordata; Mammalia; Chiroptera; Vespertilionidae
Gene: A4GNT
Product: alpha-1,4-N-acetylglucosaminyltransferase
Exons: 2
Coding region: 20-1045 (341 amino acids)
Biological process (GO): protein O-linked glycosylation
Molecular function (GO): acetylglucosaminyltransferase activity
Source: RefSeq, a predicted model, not a curated record